CCAGCAAACAUCACUCGCACUAGGGCCAUGUGGGACCUCUGCUUUAAAAAAAAAAAAGUUUGACUUUUUUUUCUCCACAGCCCCAUUGUAAGAAAUCAGGCAAAUAGAAGCUUGCGGUCGUGCAGUGCACUGACGAGUCCUUCCAGAAGGCAGAAAGCAAUGUUCAGCUUCCUGACGCGCGAGCCAACACACCGACAGGAAGUCCGGACGCGCUCUCGCAGCGGCAGACGGGGAACGCCACCGGUCGGUCUCCUGAAGCUCGCUCUCACUCUCCUGGGUGUGAUUGCUACUUGAUGCAAUUUCCAAAACCUCCCUCUUCUGCCGGCGGUGAAGACCUGCAGAUGCACUCGACCGCGGGCUCGCUCUCCGACCCCGCGUCCGUCUCAACGCUCUCGCCGAAGCCGUACCUGCGGGGAGAAGACACACACGCUCUAUUGACACAACCACAGGUGGUUUGAGUUUUGAGCUGCCGGUCGACUCGGAGGGCUUUUUCUUCUUCUUCUUUUUUUGACCGCGUGGCGUCUUUGGAAGCCGGUAUGUCGUCUAUUGUCGCGGCGUGUUUGGUAUUCGUCCUGCUGGGCACGGGGCAGGCUCAGGUUGCCACACAGACUCAGGAGCAGAGCCAGAGUCCGGGCCAGGGGCUGGACACCGCCGCCACCCCUUGGGGGCAGGUGAUACAAUGGGAGAACAACGGCCGGCUGUUUAGAAUGCUGAACAGCGGAGCUGAAUAUGUCCCCGCCGGAGCAGGGGCCCAGGACCGAGGUCCCAGGGUAGUUGUGGCGGACAGUCGUCCGCGUUCUUCGCACAGACCCCUGAGAGUCAACGUCCGCCGACAGGCUCCCCCGAGAGGAUCCUCCGAAACGGUCCGCGGGCAGGCGAGACAUCCUUUUGGAUUCGGGCAAGUGCCUGAUAACUGGAGACAGACUGCAGGCGGCACAGGGGGUAGUCCGUUCCAAGGAUCCUCGGGAACUCACUUUCGGCCCUCCGCAGGAUCUUCGUCGUCUUCGUCGUCGUCCUUUUCUUCAUCCUCGUACGUACCGUCCUACCCACAGAACCCAUUUCCUCAACAGCCUCCCUUCCAACAAGUACCGUACGAGCCUAGUUUUGGAGACGGGCCCAUUAGGAACUACGAGCCACCUUUUCAGCCGGUUGCAGGUGGAGGAUAUGGUGGUGGGGUAUAUGGUGGUGGUGGAGGAUAUGGUGGUGGAGGGUAUGGUGGUGGAGGGUAUGGAGGUCUGGCCCCGGUGCACCCAGGUUCUCCCACUGAUUUCACUGACGAUAGUUACCGGUACUACCAGGCUUACGCCUACGGGCCCAACCCCGUGGCGCCCGCACGCGCUGCCCAACCACAAGUUAUAGAUGGUCUGGACCACAGAUACACCCACAGCAUCUUCAAUGGGGGGACCGGUCCCGCCGUCCCGGCCCCUGAUGCCAACCGGGCAUCUCCAGGAAUGGUGCACAGGACGGGACCAGCGGGUCAACCACAAGUCAGGAGCCCCCAGUAUGAACAGUUCCCUCCAUUCGGAAGACCCCAGCCUCCUUUCCUGCAGCCCGUUUCUCGAGGCCGAAAUUCUCCAAACUCUGGCCUCGAGAACCCCAGAGUGAAUGUCGGGAGUGUGUACAGGCGAGAACGGACAGGUUUGCCCGACCUGGUUCCUGAUCCCCACUACGUCCAGGCUUCCACCUACAUCCAGAAAGUCCACAUGUACUCUCUCCGCUGUGCUGCUGAGGAAAAAUGUCUUUCAAGCUCCGCCUACAAACCCGAGACCACGGACUUGGACCUGAGGGUCCUGCUGCGGUUCCCUCAGAGGGUGAAGAACAAGGGGACCGCCGACUUCAUGCCCAACAGGCCACAUCACACAUGGGAGUGGCACAGCUGUCACCAGCACUACCACAGCAUGGAUGAGUUCAGCCACUACGACCUACUGGAGGUCAACACUGGCCGUAAAGUGGCCGAGGGACACAAGGCUAGCUUCUGUCUGGAGGACACCACCUGUGACUUCGGCCACCUGAAGCGCUACGCCUGCACCACCCACACUCAGGGUCUGAGCCCCGGCUGCUACGAUACGUACAACGCUGACAUCGACUGCCAAUGGAUCGAUAUCACCGACAUUCAGCCUGGAAAAUACAUCCUAAAGAUCCAGGUUAAUCCCAAAUUCUUGGUGAUGGAAUCCGACUUCACCAACAACAUGGUCCGGUGUAACAUUCACUACACGGGACGAUUCGUUACAGCAAACAACUGCAAGAUAACGCAGGUUUUCUUCCUGCCAUAUUGUGGCCGGACUCAUUAAGGUGGAGGUGCUCCACCUUCAGAUUAGUGCCGUCUGCAGACGCCUCGCUCGCCUCCUGCAGGAGAGAUACCCGCUCCUCCAAAUCACCCGCUUAUCGGCUACACGGCUGCAUGUAGGAGCACGCUCUGCAUGGGCGACCGACUAUUAUGGGAUGUUCUUCAAAAAAUUGAAAAAACAUCUGAUUUUAUUUUUACAAUCGCCAUAUCAACUGGUGUUAUCCCGGCUGCCACUGAUGUGUGUGUGUGUGUUACAGGUUUACUUGGAGAAACGGUCAUUAAUAUGCUUUGCUUAUGUUGCUGUGUGUGUGUGUGUGUGUGUGUGUGUGUGUGUGUGUGUGUGUGUGUGUGUGUGUGUGUGUGUGUGUGUGUGUGUGUGUGUGUGUGUGUGUGUGUAAGUGUGUGUGUGUGUCAUGAGCUCAUAUUCUGCAGAGGUACACACACAGCUUGUGAUGAUGUGAUUAUCUGUGAGGAGGAUUUGCAUUUGCAAGAAAUUAGCAUUUUUCUUAUUGUGUUAUAGAUCGCACAAACAAAGAAGUUAAAGCCUCAUCGUUGUAAAGGCAUGUGUGUGUAUAUAUAUAUAUAUAUAUAAAACAGAUAAAAACAUAGAUAAAAAACUGAAUUUUGAAUCUCGUCAACAUGAACGAGAACAAAAAUAGACAUUUGUGAUAAGUUAUAUUUGCUAAAGAUGACAUUUUAUUGCAGGGCUAUAAUACUGCAAUCAUGUGUGCAGUGGACCGUAGAAACCGGUGACAGUAUAUAUAUAUAUAUAAAUGACAUUUGAAAAUACGGUAGAUAUCCCCCCCCCCCCCCCCCCCCCCUCAGGAGAGUGAGAAUCCAUUAUCUCGUUGUUUUGAUUUCUCAUUCUCAUAUUUGGUCUGUCCCGGCUAACCCCCCCUGACCCCCGUGAUGGGACUUGGUACGGUCUGUUUGUUCAGGCUGGCCACAUGAAGUCACCUCAUUCCAGACAUUACGACGUUCUCUGUGCCAUGAACUCCACUUUGACCGCAUGUGUUUAUAUGAAUAAGUUUGCAUGUUUCCGUGUGUGUGUGUGUGUGUGUGUGUGUGUGUGUGUGUGUGUGUGUGUGUGUGUGUGUGUGUGUGUGUGUGUGUGUGUGUAAGAGAGAGAAAGACAGAUGUGUAACUCCGAAUGAGGCUGAGAGAAGCCGAGUGAUGCAACUCAUUGUUUUAUUUACAGGUAUUACUUUUCCAAAAGUCUUACUGUUAUAUUAUUACAUCUGUUUUUUGCUUCUCUGCGUUCUCCAGCGGCCUGAAAGAAAAGCCUCCCAGCCUCACGUCGGGUACAGGCAGUACCGCACAACGUCCACCGGGAGCCUCGUUUACAGCCGCUGCAAUCAUUUUUCAUUUCUUGGAUAAUUUAAGAACGUUUUUCUUGCAACAAACACGUAUGCAACUGUCCUCAUCCGGAAUGCGCUGGAGGAUGUUUCCCCAGUGAAACCCAAACAGUGUGUGAGUCUGAGCGGAGCGCAUGCACACACCUCCCAGAGGGCUGAACGGAGAACAUCCCACAGGCGGCAGACACUGUGUGACUGAGAUAUGGAAUAUACAGGAUGCACAAUGCCACAGAUGGUCUUAAGAAAGGAGAAUAAGGAGAAUAAGGGCCCGACAUAUUUGCAUAACGGGUCAGAGCCGCCCGUGACGACGGCGUCGACUUAAACCACUCGGCAUUAAACGCUCUGCGACCGGGGCUCCGUGCCAAGAGAAUUAAAAAAUAUCUUUGAAUCUGCCUCCUUUAAUAACACAUGUUCUGACUGUCUGUAGCAGCAUGAAUGAUGUCAUCUGUACUCGAAUGUCUCCGGCGGCAAAUCGGAAGGAGCGCGCGGGCGUCACGGGAAAAGGGGAACGACUCGCGGGGUGCAAACAUGGGGAGAGCGUCCACGAACAUACGGGGAAUACUUUUGCUUCGGAGAGCGUCAUGCGUCUGAUCGCGGAUAAGAGGAAGGAGGAGGAUCUGUAUGUGUGUGUGUGUGUGUGUGUGUGGGGAGAGCCUGCGUCCUAAUUGGAGGGAACCGAUCAAGUGAAGUGAAGCGAGGCUGAUUAGAUCUCCCAGCAUGCUCGGCGGCGAGGCGUCAUUGAAGACAUAGAAACACAGACCCCUCCCCCCCCCCCUCGCCGCGGGGCGUCGUGCCGCUGCAUACGGAGAACCGCGAAGAACACAUCUUAUUAUUUUUUUUUAAGUUGUCCGUCGCGACCAAACUGAGGCUGGUUGUCAUGAAUAUGGAUUUUGUUUCCUCAUAUUUUGGGGCGUUAUUGAGGAACGCCCCCCGCCAACAUCCAUCAUAUCUUUGCAAAAAAACAUAAUCACCGUGUGUGUGUGUGUGUGUGUGUGUGUGGCACACACGCUAAUAGACACAAAUAAAGAAUGAAUUGAAUACAGUAAAUGAAGUGAACAAUAAAACAAGCCUCUCCUCCCAAUAACCUUUCCCAUCACUUACUUUUUUUUUUUUGCUAUAAAAAAAUGAGUUUCGCGCUCCAAUCUUCUCGGCUUAUUGUUUCCUCCGCCCACGUCACCGUUCAGUUGAUCUCGCAUUUAUUUCACUCACGCGGCGCAUAAUCAUAAUUCUGCGGUGACACUGAUGACAAGGUGACAACAUUGAGCGACAGUAAUUUGCUCCCCCCCCCCCUCCCCCCUUUCCCAUUUUUAGCCACAGAGUGUGUGUGUGUGUGUGUGUGUGUGUGUGUGUGUGUUUGUGUGUGUGGGUGGGUUCACGGUGAGGUCGCGUUAUGAGGGAGUGUGUCGGCUCAAAUUAUGAUUAUUAUUUGUGUUCAAUCAGACUUUUUGUCUGGGGGAGCUUUGCCUCCACACUCCGCAUGCAGCACGUGAAAGAGCUUAAUUAAGCUUUUACAUCAUCACUCAAUACUUAAUAUUUAAUACUUAAUACUUCCUCUCAGGCUGUUUUGCAUUGUUUAUGGUAUUUGCAAUAAGCAUACACUACUGUACAAAAGUUUGGGGUCAUCCAGACAAUUUCAUGUCUUCCAUGAAAACUCACUUUUAUUUAUCAAAUGAAUAGAAAAUAUAGUCAAGACAUUGACAAGGUUAGAAAUAAUGAUUAAUAUUUGAAGUAUUAAUUUUGUUCUUCAAACUUCAAGCUUAAAGGAAGGCCAGUUGUAUAGCUUAUAUCACCAGCAUAACUGUUUUCAGCUGUGCUAACAUAAUUGCACAAGGGUUUUCUAAUCAGAUAUUAGUCUUCUAAGGCGAUUAGCAAACACAAUGUACCAUUAGAACACUGGAGUGAUCGUUGAUGGAAAUGGGCCUCUAUACACCUAUGGAGAUAUUUCAUUAGAAACCAGACGUUUCCACCUAGAAUAGUCAUUUACCACAUUAACAAUGUAUAGUGGGUAUUUUUGAUUUAUGUUAUCUUUAUUGAAAAAACAGUGCUUUUCUUUGAAAAAUAAAGACAUUUCUAAGUGACCCCAAACUUUUGAACGGUAGUGUAUAUCUAAUCCUAAACACCUCAUUCAAUCAAACUUGUAUUCCAGCCUCCAAAUCCAGAUAGUACGCAACAUUAAAGUAGAAUAAAAUACAUAGAAAAUCACAAUUAAAAUACAUAGAACUACAAAUGCUUUAUAAAUAUAAAAGCGGUACCCAUGUGUCCACCGCUGGGACUGAUAACUAAACUUUCUGUUUUGAUUAUUUCAUUUUCGGGCUCAUCAACCCGGCAGAUACAUUCAUACAUUAGAUUUCUUAUUUCUUAGUAUUAUCGAUAUAGUGUUCAACUCACUAACUCCUCUUCGUCCAACUUUUCUUUUCAGUUAGAUUUCCCCCCGAUAUUAAUUAAUAAACCGACUAUUGAUGAAGAUUCACACCCCUCCCCCAUAUCCCGCCUGCAAAGGGGCUGAAACACACGACUCUGGACCUCCUGUGUUUCUCUCUAUCUCUCUCUCUCCCUCUCCCUUUCUCUCUCUCUCUCUCUCUCUUACAGCUUAGUUUGCUCACUUUCAUCAACUUUAAGGAGUAUGCAAAUGGACCGAUUCCUCCGGCGUCGCUCGGAGUGCAACAACAGGGUCAUAAAUUCUCAUUAAGGCUUUUUUUCCCCCUUUCCUCGAGAAAAAAAAAAAUGCGGAAAAUUGAAGUUGGGAUUUAUCCGCGUGUUUAUCGUUCCGGGCAAUUGGAACAAAUGAGGAGUUUCUUGUGGAAGGGGAAGAUAUGGAGGCUUCCAGCAUUAAUCGGGGGUCCCUGCUUAAGCCCCUCCCCUCCCCUCCUCUGGCUCUGAGGGGACUGUCAGUCCCUCCGAUUGGCCCAUUUCUUCUCCACGUUUAACCUCCAACCUCCGCUGCCUCUCCACUUCCUGUGACGACUCCCAUCAUCGGAUCUGGACUAAUGUGCCCCCCCCCCCCCCCAUGUCCAGACAGCUGGGUGACCCCCCCCCCCUCCUCUCU
Pseudoliparis swirei is the source of this 6688-nucleotide messenger RNA. It is a transcript of the gene loxl1, whose product is annotated as lysyl oxidase-like 1. Gene Ontology annotation, biological process: peptidyl-lysine oxidation. The record is from RefSeq and is a predicted model, not a curated record. Lineage: Eukaryota; Metazoa; Chordata; Actinopteri; Perciformes; Liparidae. Gene Ontology annotation, molecular function: protein-lysine 6-oxidase activity; copper ion binding. The transcript has 7 exons. Bases 537 to 2291 code for a protein of 584 amino acids.